AGGCUAGCAAACCACGAGCUGUAGAGACCAGAGAAAGAGAGAGAGAGAGAGAGUGGGGGGUUUUGUUGCUCGCUCUGUGUGUGUUGUUGUUCGAAUAUUUUGACCACCUGCAAGUGCUUUUUGCUGCGCUUUCGUUCUAAAACCCCUCAGAAGUUUGGUUUUCUGAUAAUAUCACACGUGGGUAUCGCAAGCUAUAUACCAUGAGCCGCUACGACAGCCGCUCCGGUGACCCCGCGUCUUACCGUGACCGAAGAAGUGAUUCAGGGUUUGGUGGGUCUACGGGCUAUGCUGGCUCGGUGCGUUCCUCAUCAGGCAAGAAAGACUAUGAGAGUACUGAGCCACCUAGGAAGUUGGAUUUGGAUGGGUUGACUCGUUUUGAGAAGAACUUUUAUGUCGAGUCACCAGAAGUAGCUGCAAUGUCGGAAAAAGAAGUUGAGGAGUAUAGACAAAGGAGGGAAAUUACAGUUGAAGGACGUGAUGUUCCAAAACCAGUCAAGAGUUUUCGUGAUGUCGGAUUUCCAGAUUAUGUUUUGCAAGAAAUUACAAGAGCUGGUUUUGUUGAGCCAACACCCAUUCAAUCUCAAGGAUGGCCAAUGGCUCUUAGAGGCCGUGAUCUCAUUGGGAUUGCUGAAACAGGAUCAGGGAAGACACUUGCAUACCUUUUGCCUGCAAUUGUCCAUGUCAAUGCCCAGCCAAUUCUAGCUCCUGGAGAUGGUCCUAUUGUGUUAGUUUUAGCUCCAACUCGUGAACUUGCUGUUCAAAUUCAACAGGAAGCUGCUAAAUUUGGUGCAUCAUCAAAGAUAAAAAACACAUGCAUAUAUGGUGGGGUUCCAAAGGGGCCUCAAGUUCGUGAUCUCCAGAAAGGGGUUGAGAUUGUAAUUGCCACACCUGGUAGGUUGAUUGAUAUGAUGGAAUCACAUCAUACAAACUUGCGAAGGGUCACUUAUCUCGUGUUGGAUGAGGCUGAUCGGAUGUUAGACAUGGGGUUUGAGCCUCAGAUACGGAAAAUUGUUUCUCAGAUUCGCCCAGACCGUCAAACAUUGUACUGGAGUGCUACCUGGCCAAAGGAGGUUGAACAGCUAGCAAGACAGUUCCUUUAUAACCCUUAUAAAGUGACAAUAGGUUCUUCAGAUUUGAAAGCGAACCAUGCAAUCCGCCAGCAUGUUGACAUUGUUUCUGAAAGUCAGAAAUAUAACAAAUUGGUAAAGUUGCUGGAGGAAAUCAUGGAUGGCAGCAGAAUACUUAUAUUUAUGGAUACUAAGAAAGGAUGUGAUCAGAUCACAAGACAGCUUCGAAUGGAUGGUUGGCCUGCCCUCUCGAUACAUGGUGAUAAAAGUCAAGCAGAGAGGGACUGGGUCCUCUCUGAGUUUAAAGCUGGGAAGAGCCCUAUAAUGACAGCAACAGAUGUUGCAGCUCGUGGUUUAGAUGUGAAGGAUGUGAAAUAUGUUAUAAAUUAUGACUUCCCUGGAUCCCUUGAGGACUAUGUUCACCGCAUAGGGCGUACUGGAAGAGCUGGGGCAAAAGGAACGGCUUAUACUUUCUUCACAGCUGCUAAUGCUAGAUUUGCAAAGGAGCUCAUUACCAUACUUGAGGAAGCCGGACAAAAGGUCAGUCCUGAAUUGGCAGCAAUGGGCCGUGGUGCACCUCCUCCCCCUUCAGGUCAUGGAGGUUUUCGGGAUCGAGGUAAGGGUUAUGGUGGUGGUCGUUCUUGGAGUUGAUUUAAUGAAAGGUGGGUUUGAGGUUGAUGGAGAUAGAAAACGUCAGAAUCAUUAAACCACGGUUUGUGACACUGUAUUUCAUAUUGGAAUUUCGGAAACUUGUAUGACUAGAGUUUAGGACGACAGUUAUCUUUAUUGGACAUUUGACCUUUUUUUUUUUUUUUUGGGGUCUUCUCCUUUUAUUGGAUUUUCUGGUUAAACAAACUGUAAAACUUGGACUAGUUAGUCAGGAAAGUGUAAAUCAAAACAUUUGUUUAUAUGGUUCAUCAAGAAAUCCGAAGCAAAAUUUUGUGUAAUCUUAUAUUACUGAAUACAGGACACAGGUAGUGUUUGUCUGAGAACAAUGUGGACAAAGAAAGAAAGGAGGACGAUUUUAUUUUAUUUUAUUUAUUAUUA
Molecule: messenger RNA, 2114 nt
Organism: Ziziphus jujuba (common jujube)
Lineage: Eukaryota; Viridiplantae; Streptophyta; Magnoliopsida; Rosales; Rhamnaceae
Product: DEAD-box ATP-dependent RNA helicase 20
Exons: 10
Coding region: 201-1718 (505 amino acids)
Cellular component (GO): ribonucleoprotein complex; nucleus; cytoplasm
Molecular function (GO): ATP binding; RNA binding; RNA helicase activity
Source: RefSeq, a predicted model, not a curated record